Orussus abietinus is the source of this 3153-nucleotide messenger RNA. Its product is annotated as bromodomain-containing protein 4. The record is from RefSeq and is a predicted model, not a curated record. The transcript is spliced from 3 exons. Lineage: Eukaryota; Metazoa; Arthropoda; Insecta; Hymenoptera; Orussidae. The coding region runs from base 1 to 3084 and encodes 1027 amino acids.
AUGGAAGAGCAUGCCUUGCGUACUUUCAUCCUGGUUGAACAACUUCUGGUCGACUCGUCGAUGAUCGUGACGAUGGUCCUGGCUGUCGCUGCGUCCAAGGAGGACAGCAAAAGCCGGGACAAACGACAGCAAGUCGCUUUUUAUCCCAGACGAGGAGGCAGACCACCACCGUAUGCCGUGCAAAUGGAACCCAUUGUACAAUAUUCCCAAAGAGAUCCUCUCUACAACGCUCUGGCACACUCGAAGAGCGACGACGGAGGUCUCUACGAGGAGGCACCAGCGAAUUAUUAUCCAACGGAGCCGGAGCCCAUAAUCGAGAUCAUCAUUAAGGAAUCGAACGAUUCGCUUCCAACCCCGGUACCACCGCCGCCGCCGUCUCAACCGCGACCUACGAAGGAGCCGAUCCAGGUGUUCUACGUGAAAUACGAAAAGAAAAAGGGUUACGGAGACACGAAACCCCGAGUCGUGUACGACCCACCGAUACCAGCCCUAACGCCGGUCGAAGAACACGAAGAGGUUCCUGCGGAGGGACAUUCCGAACAUUCGGCACCCUACGAAGAAUCCGUCUCGUCGGCAACGCCUCCGCCCUCGGAACCAUCCACGACCCUGAGGACAAUUAUCCGCCCCGAUAGCGAGGUCUACCAUGCUGGCAGCAGCGGCAUCAGGGUUACUUUUGGCACGGAACAAGUACCCCCGAAUAAUCACAACAAAAGAAGCGACCACGAACAGCCGACUCACAGAUCAACGCCACAACCACCUCUUGGACCGACAAGUUCUUCCAAGAGGCAGCAUGGUCCUUACCAGCCAAUUCAGCCACUGCCGAGAGUGCCUCCAGCUUUUCCUCAGCAGAGAAUCGUUAAUUCUUUCCCCCAGCAGCAACAGCAAUUGCCAAAUUUCGGAGCCCAGACUCAAUUCCAAACCCCUCCACAGAUAAGGAACCCCUCACAGAGGCCUCAAAGAUUGCCCAUUACUAUUCAGGGAUUACCGGAGGUGCAGCAAAGGGUUCCCUAUAAUUCUUUCGGUCCUCCUCAUCGGGUGAACGUGAAUCAUCCUCAGCAACCAGGAUUUCCCCCUACGCUUUCGGUAUCUCAUCAGAGCGUGCACUUGCAGAACCAGCCCCAGGGUCACGGUGGUUUCCACUUGGAACAUCAACAGCAGCAGCAGCAACAACAGCAACAAUUUAAUGCGUACAAACAACAGGAGCAGGAAAAGCAGAGGUACCAUGAACAGCGCCGUCAGCAGGAGUUGAUAAAACAGAGAGAACAGCAGAGACUCCAGCAAGAGCAGCACAGGCAACUAGAACAGCAAAGGCAACUGGAGCAACAGAGGCUGUUCGAACAACAGAAGCAGCUGGAACAACAGCGAUUAGCGGAACAACAGCGAUUAGCGGAACAACAGCGAUUGGCGGAACAACAGCGAUUAGCGGAACAACAGAGGCAACAGGAACUGCAAAUAUUCCAGGAACAGCAAAGACGAAAACAAGAGGAACAGAAGCAGUUGCAGGAACAACAGUAUCGUCAGCAAUUGAAGUACAACCAGCAACCUCAGCAUCUACCGCAACAACAGAAUCAGCCCCAGAUUCAACAGCAGCUGCAACCACAGUCGCAAUCGCAGAUCCCCUCUGGAGAGAUCUUCAAAGCCGUUCCAAAAUUGGAACAACAUUACGCGAUCAGAGAAAAUCCUCUGCACCCAGGACCAUUCCCUCCCAACCCUCAAAUUCAACCAACGCAGUUUCCUGAUCACUCCCCGAGUCAAUACCGUCCCGAACAUCAACCGAACACCGUGGAGAAUCAACCGUUCCCUCGAAGUCCCCAGAACCAUUUCUCCACCGUCGGUAUCCAGCAACACCAGCACCAUUCGACCGCCCCGAAGCAAAAUCCCUACCAGAAUCAGCAGCUCUUCUUCUCUCAGAACCUCCCAACUCCCCAGCAACACAGCGUACCAUCGUCGCCUGUACAAUCCAUAUGGGGUAGGCCGGUGUUCCAGAGCAACAACCUGAGUCCUGGCCAGAAAAUCUACGCAACCCCGGUGAGUAAUUCCGAGGAGAUCAGUUCGCCAGCAACGACGACGACUUCGAGACCGUCCACAAGGUUCUCCAGCACCCCGACUACACCCGUCACCACCCCAACACCGAGCACGACGACCACUAUCUCCCCGAAAAACGAAGCCAGGAUCAAGGAGAACAUCGCCAAUCUGCCGGAGGAAGUGCCCGACGACAUUCGCGAGCAACUUCUGAGUUCCGGAAUCCUCGGGAACGCCGACAUUCAGAUCUUGGACUACGACAAAGUCGGAGACAUCCCGAUAGAGAAUCUGCCACCGGAGGCUCUCGCUAAUUUUUACAGCGCCGGUGGUCCAGCCGCUGCCGGUAGUGCUCCCGUUCCCGUUGUUGCGAAGAGGUCGAAGAUCAGCGAGAUCCCACCGGCAAAGAAAGCCGAUUCCGGGAACGUCGACGUAGAGCAAGCCACACUGAGACCUGGCGGGGUGGAAAUGAAAGUAGUACGCUUCGAUCCGAAUACGGCCCACGGUCAGGCCAUAGCCGAUCAGCACAUUCGUGAGGAUGCCACUCGGCUGAAACCGGUCACAGUGGGCGCGAAGGAUGGGUCUCGGAACCAGUACAAUCGCUACUUGCCUCUUAAAGUCAGCGGGGCUUCCUUCCCCAUACCAGACGUGCCCGAGCUCAACGGGAAGAGGAUCUCCAGCGUCGUCGUGCUAGCCCCGGUGGACUACAACUUUCAACCCGACAAGGAGGGCGACAGAGACGGCAGGAAGAUCGGGGAUGUACAAGCGGUCAGAUUCCUCGCAGGUGACUCAUUAAAGCAACUCGUUAAGAAGCCGAAUGCCGAGAAUUACAAGAAGUGGCUCGAGCAGGAGAGAAGGACGGAUCCUCUCCGACAGUCGGUCGUGUUGCUCGUCGCUACACCGAAGAACGACGCCCAUGGGGAAAAGGAAAUAUUUAUGUACGACGUUAGCUCCCAAGCGGUGAGCAGAUUGUCCGGAGAUCUGUCCUCGGCGUUCGUGGAUGCUGCAGAGAGCAACUCCGACAGCUCGGAUUCUAUUGGAGAUUUCACCGUCACAAGUAAUUGAGGCAACCAUGUGAUCAUGCCUGAAGGAACGACGAAUAUUUCGCGUGCCAAAAACAAAUGGAACUUGCAU